AUGAACUUAUUAAAAUUUAAAAAAAAUUUUUGUCGUAGAAAUUUAAGUACAAUGGCUGUGAUAGGUAUGCCUAAUGGUCUGAGUUUUAUCUCAGAAAUGGAACAAACUAUUAUUCAAUUGGAGAGGGGGACACUUAUUACUAGGUUUUUUCCGCGAAAAAAACCUGAAAGAAAAAUGUUGAUGAUAAGAAGAGAAACAAGGCAGAUAAUUUGGUGCAGAUCAUCAUCAACUAAAGAUUUUGAAGGAGCAGUGGAUAUGAGAGAAAUUAAGGAAAUAAGACAUGGAAAAAAUUCUAAAGAUUUUGAAAAGUGGCCUGAGGAAAGUAAAAAAACAGAUGCAGGAAAAUGUUUUGUUUUAUAUUAUGGUCAGGAAUUUCGAUUAAAGUCACUUUCAGUCGCAGCUUUAUCAGAAAAAGAAUGCGAACUGUGGUUAAAAGGAUUAAGACACUUAGUGCCAGAUACGAUUAAAUCUCCUUACCCAUUGUUAGUAGAAAGAUGGUUAAGAAAAGAAUUUUACACGAUGGAAAGCAGCAGAGAAACAGUAAGUUUAAAAGAUAUAAAAGCAUUUUUGAGAAGAAUCAAUUAUAAAAUAUCAACUUGCAAAUUAAGAGAGGCAUUUCAAGAAGUUGACACGAAAAAACGAAAUGAAAUCGGUUUUGACGAUUUUACUAUCCUCCAUAAUAAACUUAUUUUCGAUGAAGUGGUAAGACAGCAUAAGUUUUUAUUCACUAAUAACUUUGAUGUGUAUGCUGCUUACUCAAAAAAUGGUAAAAUGGUAACAUUGCAAGAGUUUCAACAGUUUUUAGCAGAGGUUCAAAAAGAUCCAUUAGGUGAUAAUGAACAGGAUGUUUCUCAAUUUAUGAGAGAUUUUCUACAGGACACUGUAAGAAAUUGUCAGGAACCAUUUUUUACAACAAUGGAAUUUAUGGAUUUUUUAUUUUCAAAACAUAAUGAUUUAUGGGACGAAGCUAACGAUAGAAUUGUACAAGACAUGAAAAGACCUUUGUCCCAUUAUUGGAUUGCUUCUUCGCACAAUACAUAUUUAACCGGAGAUCAAUUUUCGAGUGAGUCUUCCAUUGAGGCUUAUGCCAGAGCAUUGCGUAUGGGUUGCAGAUGUAUCGAACUUGAUUGUUGGGAUGGACCAGACGGAAUGCCUCUCAUAUUUCACGGUCACACUUUAACAACUAAAAUUAAAUUUUUCGAUGCUAUAAAAACCAUAAAAGAACACGCAUUUGUGACUUCAGAAUACCCUGUGAUAUUAUCUAUAGAAGACAAUUGCACUCUACUCCAGCAACGUAAAAUGGCUCAAGUUAUGCAAGAGGUUUUCGGUGAAAUGUUGUUAUCACAACCCGUUGAAAAAAAUGAAAAACAACUUCCUUCUCCUUGGCAACUUCGCCGGAAAAUUAUUUUAAAACAUAAAAAACUUCCCGAUGGCGUUGAUGAAAAUUCUGUCGUUAUCAGAAAUGAGGAUGGUGCGUUUAUCCAUAUUUUAAAUGGUAAACUUUUUUAUAUGUGUGUCACAGGUAGAGAAAUGGAUUUGAGGAACACGGUAAAAAAUGGCAUUUUGUAUCUGGAAGAUCCCAUAGAUAAUGAAUGGAAUCCUCAUUUUUUCGUAUUGACUCAAAACAAAUUACUUUACACGGAUAGUUUUCAAGGGAAUAAUGAAACCGAUACGGAAGACGAUGAUGAAGAAACCGGAUUUCAAAGGCACAAAGAGGUUAAUAAAUUUACAUUUUCUAUUUCUUUGUCCGUGCCAAAUGACGAAUUGCACUUUAGUGAAAUGUGGUUUCACGGCAAACUGGGAGGGAAAAGAGCGGAAGCCGAAAGUUUAUUAAAAAAAUAUUCACAUUUAGGCGAUGGAACUUUUUUAGUCAGAGAAAGCGAGACUUUUGUAGGAGAUUAUUCUUUGUCAUUUUGGAGACAAGGGAAAGUUAAUCAUUGCAGAAUCAGAUCGAAGCAGGAUAAAGGACAAACCAAAUAUUAUUUGAUUGACACGAAUAGUUUUGAUAGUUUAUAUAGUUUAAUAACGUAUUAUAGAAGUCAUCCUCUCAGAAGUCAGGAAUUUUUAAUUGUUUUGAAAGAGCCGGUUCCGCAGCCGAACAAGCACGAGGGAAAAGAAUGGUAUUUACCCAACGUGACGAGGAGUCAAGCCGAAGAAAUGCUUAAACGGGUGCCAACCGAUGGCGCGUUUCUAGUCAGGCCAAGCGAAAGAGGUGCCAACUCAUAUGCCAUUUCAUUUAGAGCGGAGAAAAAAAUUAAACACUGCCGAAUUAAAGUCGACGGAAGACUGUAUGCCAUAGGAUCGGUUUAUUUUGAAAGCUUGGUCGAUUUAAUAACUUAUUACGAACGUCAUCCGCUGUAUAAAAAAAUAAGACUUUGUCAUCCGGUGAAUGAAGAAAUCGUGCAAAGGAUAGGCCAGGACGUCGACGAUGGGACCGUUUACGGAACUCCCGGUUAUAUGGAUCCGAGUAGUUUCACAUCGAAAAUCACAGUCAAAGCCAUUUACGAUUAUCAGGCUCGACAAGAGGACGAAUUGUCGUUUUGCAAGCAUGCCAUCAUAACGAACGUUAAUAAACAGGAUAGGGGUUGGUGGAGAGGGGAUUACGGUGGUAAAAAACAACAUUGGUUUCCGUGUAAUUACGUGGAAGAAAUCGAACCGCAAGAAAAUCGAGAAGACACGGUACGUGAAAACAUGUCUCUUCAAAAGGGAAGCAUUGACAUCGUGGGUGCGGCAAUCGAAUUGGUCGGUGGAAAUCGUCCGGGUUUGGAAUGGAUUUUACGAAUUCAAAAUCCCAACAUGUUGUCACCCUUCGAAAUGGCGAUACCCGCGAGAGAAGAAGCGUUGGAUUGGAUGGCCGCCAUUAAAGAAACUGUUAAAAAUGCAAGCGUGAGGGAAAAUCAAACGAAAGAAAAAGAAAGAGCCUGGAGAAUAGCUAAGGAAAUGUCUAAUUUGAUAGUUUACUGCAGGUCGGUGGCAUUCAACAUGGAAAGGUUAAAAAAAAACGGUUUUAUUUUUGCGGAAAUGUCAUCGUUUGCGGAAAACAAAGCGGAAAAAUUAAUAUGCAAAGAAGAGACGAGAUUUUUUUUGAAAUAUCAUCAGCAUCAGUUCAGUAGAGUUUAUCCAAAAGGUCAACGAAUAGAUUCGACAAAUUACAAUCCCGUUCCCAUGUGGAAUUCAGGUUCGCAAAUGGUCGCUCUCAAUUAUCAGACACCAGAUAAAGCAAUGCAAAUAAAUCAAAGCAAAUUUAGUUUGAACGGUGGUUGCGGUUACAUUCUAAGACCGGAUUUCAUGUUUCGAGAUGAUUUCGACAUGUACGACCAUCACACUCUCGUCGGUGUCGAUCCCAUGAACAUAUCGAUCAGAGUGAUCGGAGCGAGGCAUUUGACAAGGACGGGAAGAGGAACGACGAGUCCUUUUGUCGAAGUCGAAAUAAUCGGAGCGGAUUUUGAUUCCGGUGUAAAACUCACGACGAAAACGAUUUCCGACAACGGUUUUAAUCCCUUCUGGAACGAAAUAUGCGAUUUCGACGUUUACAAUCCUCAUUUCGCUCUUUUACGAUUCGUCGUACAAGAUGAAGACAUGUUUGGCGAUAGUAAUUUUAUUGGACAAUGCACGUACCCGGUGACAGCCAUAAGAUCAGGUUAUCGUAGCGUUCAUUUAAAAAAUGGAUUCAGCGAAGAAUUGGAAUUGGCGACUCUACUCAUUCACAUAACCGUACGAAAUCCUCUUGAGAGUCAUCACAACGGAGUAGGAAUAAGAACGAGUACCCUGUCGACGAUAUCGAGAGCUUCGACUUUGGUGUGCGGUGAAAGUUCCUCCAAUUGA
Molecule: messenger RNA, 3825 nt
Organism: Pediculus humanus corporis (human body louse)
Lineage: Eukaryota; Metazoa; Arthropoda; Insecta; Psocodea; Pediculidae
Product: 1-phosphatidylinositol-4,5-bisphosphate phosphodiesterase, putative
Exons: 19
Coding region: 1-3825 (1274 amino acids)
Biological process (GO): positive regulation of epithelial cell migration; phosphatidylinositol-mediated signaling; phospholipid catabolic process
Molecular function (GO): protein binding; phosphatidylinositol-4,5-bisphosphate phospholipase C activity
Source: RefSeq, a predicted model, not a curated record